This is a messenger RNA of Hippocampus zosterae (dwarf seahorse), 2777 nucleotides long. RefSeq names its product nuclear factor, erythroid 2 (gene nfe2). Bases 183 to 1622 code for a protein of 479 amino acids. Lineage: Eukaryota; Metazoa; Chordata; Actinopteri; Syngnathiformes; Syngnathidae. The record is from RefSeq and is a predicted model, not a curated record. Gene Ontology annotation, biological process: regulation of transcription by RNA polymerase II. Gene Ontology annotation, molecular function: RNA polymerase II cis-regulatory region sequence-specific DNA binding; DNA-binding transcription factor activity, RNA polymerase II-specific. Gene Ontology annotation, cellular component: nucleus. The transcript is spliced from 4 exons.
GACAGACAGACAAACAGGCACUUUGGGUAGGAUAUACCGCAUCUGAGGAGUCCCACUUUUUGUGCGAGUCAAACAGAGUCCCGAGCAGGAUGGUGCUGAUCCUCUGACAUGCUCACCAGCUGAAGACAUACAUAUACACAAUGUGGCUCAGGUUGAACUCCUGGAACAAGUGCGUGUCCUAAAUGUGUUCAACAGCCAACUACGUGCUCCCACCAAGCAGAACCUGUGAGGUAUUAGCCUGUCCCUCGAGCAGGGUGUGCUGGGGAGUGCCUGCGAAUCACCUCGGGGGUAGAUCUCAUGGAGCUCAACACUCAGACAUGGACGCAGCCUGGCAAGAACUGAUGGCCAUAACAGAACUGCAGGGUUUAGAAACAUGUGGUGAAAACUCCUAUGAAACAAAACAAUACCAAAGCAUUGAGCCAGUGGCUUCUCUGGGCAUGUACGAGGCCGCCCACUGCCACCCUGAGCCCGCCCCUGCUGCGUUUGAUGUGGGCACAAUGGAUGAAUACGAUGGUGGCUACUCUGAAGAAGCCGCUGGCUGUCACAGACAAGGUACCAAUGCAGCGUCUCUCUACGAGCAUUCAGGACCACAACUCAACCAAAGAAUGGUGUCCAUCUCAUCAGAUGCCCACCAAUCGACUGCGGUUCUCACAGGGCAGAUGAGCUCACCCGGUACCAGUCAAGGUGACGGUAGGCCCAACAGCAGUCUUCCUCGGGGUGCUGGGCCUCACAUGAUGUGGACAGUGCACGGCCCUAGUUCAUUUGCUCAUUCCGCUGACGACCUAGAGUCCGACUCUGGCCUCUCGCUGGGCUCCAGUCCACCAUUGGCCUCACCGGGAAACUUGGCCGCUGGCGUACCAGGUUACAGGAGUGUGGACAUGUCCGUUGCAUGCAGUGAUGGGGAACCAGAGGGCAUGGUGGAACACAGAAGAGCUCACAACUACCAGACAGAAUACCAGAGUCAGUCCGACUCUUAUCUGCAAAGAGGAGCACAACCUUCUUAUUUCACAACCCAACACCACUUGAGCCAUUCACAUUUCGAUGCACCGAAUCCUCGGGCAACCACACAUCAGACUAUGGGUGAACUCUACAGCUCAGCAUUUUCCAGCAGAGGGAGCUGGCUAAACAGCACGCAUUCAAAAUCUCAUGGAAACACCCAGGCACCAGCCAGCAGGGAUGAGAGGCGGGCCAUAGCCCUGAAGAUCCCCUUCCCAAUGGAAAAGAUCAUCAAUCUGCCAGUGGAUGACUUCAACGAGCUCCUCACGCAGCACACCUUGACUGAUGCCCAACUGGCACUGAUUAAGGACAUCAGGCGUCGGGGCAAGAACAAGGUAGCAGCUCAAAACUGCCGCAAGCGCAAAUUGGAUAGCAUAAUUCAUCUUGAAAGGGAGUUGGGACAGCUGCAGGUUCAGAGAGAUGACCUGGUACAACAGAGAUUAGAAUUCCAGCACAGCUUGACAUACAUCAAGUGCCACCUCACUAAACUCUAUGCAGAGGUGUUCUCUCAUCUGAGAGAUGAAACUGGACAACCGUAUUCAAUAGAUGAGUACUACUUGCAACAGAUGGCGGAUGGUCAAACGUAUCUAGUGCCACACACAAUGAUGCACAAGAAAGAAUGCUGAAAUGUGACCAAGUGAUACAAAAAUUGUUUGUGUUACCUAUGGAGCUUUACCAUUCAACCCAUUUCAUAUUUUAUAAGUAAAAACACCAUCACUUUAUGAAAAUAAAAUUUAUUUGUAAAGAAGGAAAACACUGGUCUCUUAAAAAAUAAAUAAAUAAAAGUUGCAGUCAUUCUCUCGAGUCCUGCAAGAGAAACACCAGGUCAGAGCAUCAACGUUUGCUUCCCUUUCAAAAUUGGUGACGCACAAAUAAAAGGUCCCAAUAACUGGUGUGCAUGUGAUCCAUUUUUCACAUUAAAAAAAAACUAAUGUGCAUGCAUGCAUCUUCACCACAUACAUAUCCAAAUAAAAAACUAUUUCGCGGGAUAGUACUUUUACCUGAUUUUUUCAAUUGCCAGUUAUAUGAAGUUGGUCCGCUGAGCACAAACUGGUAUGGUAUCUGAAAUGAGAAAUGGAGUCAAAAUCCUUAAAUAUGCACUUAACAUUUAUUCCCAGCAUGCAAAUGUUGAGACAAAAUGGAAUUAGGAUGCCCAUUUACCAACAUUCUUGUGAAAAUGUGUUUAAUCAUUACUGUGCCACACAUCUGACUACCACAGCUACAUGACAAAGCAAGUUGUACUAGCAGUAGUUGAGAAGUCUGGUCUUACCUACAGGCAGCAUUUAAGCCUUUGGUAGCUGCUGCCUUGCUAGCCUCAGGCUUCUGUUCUCACUCUCCCCUGCUUCAAUGAUCCUGGCGAUGAUUGCUACUUCUCUCCCUCAGCUGGCUUCCAUGGCUAGCCUCAAAGACUGCAUGUAAGCUAGCAUCCCCAGAUGAUCUGUGUAGCAAUCUUGGGUCACGUUUUGUACACACAGUGUCCAACCCUUUUGCACGGCACCUGUCAUCCCUCAACCAGUCGAGGACUACUAGAUGGAUGCUGUCAUUCGGGUCUGCUCACAGAUGUAUGCAUCAAUUCUUACGCCAUCCCUCUGCCCAAAACCACUAAAGGAGGCUAACAAGACUUUGUAAAAAGACUGAAAGGUUGUUUAUUUCAGCUCAACUUUGAUGCAUUUACAAAUAAAACCCAGAGAUUAAGGACAAAAUAUCUACAUAAAACCCUCAUUGGAAUGCUGACUUUGCAGAAACAGAUUAAAAAAAAUAAUUACAAAAAAAAAGAAAAA